UUUUAUUCCAUAUGCCUGCGUUAUAGGUGAGGCAACUCCCGUUGGCAGCACUCUUCAUAGUCGGCAUGUGGAGGGCUAGAGUGGAGUUAUUCAGCGCAUCAGGCUUGAAGAGCACAAGGCACAUUACUGCACUUCUCGAAGGUUUUCAAUUAAAGGCACAAUAGUAUGAGGAGGACCGAUACUAUGAGAGUAAGGUCAAAUGAUGUUAAUGCUGUUAAAGUUAUCCAGGAUAUAAUACAGUCAGUACCCUUCACCCUUCAGCGUGUCUGCAGUAAUAAGAAGCCAGCAGAUGUUUUGGUUGUUGAUCCAGAAUCAGCCAACUACAUCAUUAAGGAUCUUACACUUACCCAUGAUGCUUUUCAACCAGUAAAUGCAGGAGGAUUUUUUUCUCGUUUAGUAGACAGGCUUUCAAAUGAUUUGGUAAAGGGGUAUCACGAGUCUGAGAAAAUGCUCCUCAAUAACACCACGCUUCUUGCGAUAGGUGAAUUGCGCUAUGUAGAUGGUAAAAUACAAAUUGCACCUCCCAGAUCAGGCGCAGAGUACAUUCUUACAAAGAAAAGUUUACCUGAUAUUAUUCAACUUGCUGAAAAGAAGUCCUUAUGGAUGAAAUGUUUGUUAAUAGGGACAGCAACAAUAUGGGUGGCAUUGUCAGGCAAACAUAUGUAUGAUGUAUAUCAACGAAGAAAGGAAGAAUAUGAGAGAAUAAGGAAUUAUGCUGAGAUGCGUAGGCUGAUGGCAGAAGCUCAGAGCAGAGGAUCACUUACUGCAUUGAACACCGAUGGAGACAAUGAAGAUAGAAACACGUGUGUGGUAUGCCUGUCCAAUCCACGUCAGAUAGUGCUCCUAGACUGUGGCCACAUCUGCCUGUGUGCUGACUGCGUGAUGCAACUACAUUUGCCAACGUCUUGUCCAGUAUGCAGGCAGCCAGUUGUUAGAUAUAUUCCCACUUAUAAUCCCUGACAUAGUAUUAGUUUUUCAACAAGAUAUUGAGUGAUUUUUUAAUUAAUCAGGAAUAAUUUUAAAUUUUGGUUGCUUAACUUUUAAAAAUAAAUGUUAAAAAAACAUUCCCAUUUUUAGUCAAGCCUAGUAAUAUUCAGUUCUUCAUAAUGAUGAUCACAGUUUCAAACACGAAGAAGAAAUCAUGUAGAGAUAAAAAUAUAGUAUUUAAAUAUUAAUAAGAUUGGUAAACUUAACGUUAGUAUAAUAAUUAUGAACUGGAUGUACCGGUAAUGCUAGUAUGGCUUGAUUGGUCAUUGUCGGCUCGGGUACUUUUUACAUGUACCCAGGGUACUCUUAAGUAUACAAACAUGUAACCCGAGUACGAGAAAUAUACCUAAACAUACCAGGUCGAUAUUAGACUGUACCCGAGUUUUAUUCCCGCCAAAAAUCUGAUGUCGUAAAACGCGCUACUAAAUACCCUUAAACAAUAUUGUUCAUCUUAAACAAACUUUUCUUUAAAAAAAAAUCAUCAACAUGCUUUUUAGUAUGAGUUUCGAUAAUACAGAGGCCAUUUAACAGAAAAUUUACAUAAAUGAGUACAUCAUUUAUUUUAAAAAAGCUGACAACAACCGAUUUAGUUUAAAAAUUCCCGGGUACGUUUCAUUGUGUCACACCGGUCUUACAAUAACGUAGUGACGUCACCAUUUAUGUAUAGAAUGGGGUACGUUUUAGUAUAUUUACCAUACCCGGGGUACAUGUAAGUAUACAUAAGAUUACCCGGGGUACAUGUAAGUAGAACCCGAGCCGACAAUCAAGCGCUAGUAUGACGUUAUGAGAACCUAUAUCAGUUUAGUUAGGUGUGUGAGGUAAUAUUACACAAGAGUUGCAGGCCCAGGUUGAACUGAUUAUAACACGCAGAACAACCUACUAGUGAAAUUGUCCAUUUAUAAUACACCUUUUUUUCUAAAUUAUUCUCUUUAAAACCAAAAUAUCACUAACUGUUUUAUGUUUGGUUACUGAAAACAAGGAUUUGGGCUGAAUGAUGAUUGGUGUGAAAGCAGGUUGAAUGUCUGUAUAAAUAUAAAAAGGAAUUGUGUGUACUAGUAUGAUAUGGAAACAAAAACGAUGUGUCAAAUAUGAUUUUUCAUAUUUUCAAGUGCAUUUGUGGUAAACAAUUUAUACAUGUAUAAGAAAUGUAUGUACCGGUUCUACAAGUGUGAUCAUAAAGUCAGUGAAAGGAUAAGAAAUAAAACAAAUAAAUACAUAUAUGAA
Molecule: messenger RNA, 2211 nt
Organism: Dreissena polymorpha
Lineage: Eukaryota; Metazoa; Mollusca; Bivalvia; Myida; Dreissenidae
Product: mitochondrial ubiquitin ligase activator of NFKB 1-like
Exons: 3
Coding region: 166-960 (264 amino acids)
Biological process (GO): protein ubiquitination; organelle organization
Molecular function (GO): ubiquitin-protein transferase activity
Source: RefSeq, a predicted model, not a curated record